Molecule: messenger RNA, 573 nt
Organism: Zingiber officinale
Lineage: Eukaryota; Viridiplantae; Streptophyta; Magnoliopsida; Zingiberales; Zingiberaceae
Product: PLASTID TRANSCRIPTIONALLY ACTIVE protein 6, chloroplastic-like
Exons: 5
Coding region: 1-573 (190 amino acids)
Cellular component (GO): plastid-encoded plastid RNA polymerase complex
Source: RefSeq, a predicted model, not a curated record
AUGAUGUUGCCAUAUUGUGAUCUUUGCAACACAGUGGCAUCGGUGUUUGAACAACAACACCAAAUAGCUUAUGAAUUCUCUAAACCAGCACCACCAUUUUGUGAUUUCACCAACUCAAUGGAGGAUGUCGAGGAGCUGGAUAACAAGAGGGACUAUGACAUCGAGUAUGACAAGAUACUCGGCGUCGUGCCCGUUUCCUCCUCCGCCGACUCGCCAGACGACAUCGAGAGCUUCGUGUCCACGCAAGGGUGGGAGUCUGAGACCGUCGUUGACUACCGUAUCAACGAGGAGGAGUUCCACAAGAUCCGCCUCUUUCACUGCGACUUCUUUAUUCGGAACCCGCCCGACCUCGAUGACAAUGCCUACGACUUCCGAGAGAUGUAUGUUACUCCUCUUGACACGGCUGUCUACUCAAUUCUGAAGGUUUUGGCUACCAUGUCUCAAAAGUACAUUCGGUGUGCAAAAUCAAACUUUGGAAGCUACAAUGUCACGGAGCCACCCAUAGACGCUCCUAGAGAUCCACUGUACAAAACUGAGAGGGAAAUUAUGAAGGAGAUGAACAUGAACGAGUAA